Messenger RNA from Lemur catta (Ring-tailed lemur), 4983 nucleotides. It is a transcript of the gene MPP7, whose product is annotated as MAGUK p55 scaffold protein 7. Gene Ontology annotation, molecular function: protein binding. Gene Ontology annotation, cellular component: plasma membrane; cell-cell junction. Gene Ontology annotation, biological process: protein localization to adherens junction. The transcript has 17 exons. The record is from RefSeq and is a predicted model, not a curated record. The coding region runs from base 294 to 2024 and encodes 576 amino acids. NCBI's taxonomy places the organism in Eukaryota, Metazoa, Chordata, Mammalia, Primates, Lemuridae.
UCGCUGGUCCGGAGGUGGGGGCCGGGCUCCCGCUGGGCUCGUGCGUCCUGCGCCCGCCGCGGCGGUGCGAGCCCGCCGGCGCCGGUUUGUCCUCUGCGGCGGCGGCGGUCGCUGCCUCCUAGCCUCGGGCCCGGCUGCAGGGGCCGGAGCGAGCGCCUCCCGCGGACCGCGGCCGCCCAGAGCAGAAACAGCUCACAAGAUACAUAAAUCUUGUUAGACACGUGGCUGCAGGCCGUUUGACUGGAAUUCCCUGCGGCUUUCUGAGGGCGGCGUCCCAGCCUGUAUCCUGCACCAUGCCGGCUUUGUCAACGGGAUCUGGUAGUGACACAGGUCUGUAUGAGCUGUUGAGUGCUCUGCCAGCCCAGCUGCAGCCACAUGUAGAUAGCCAGGAAGACCUGACCUUCCUCUGGGAUAUGUUUGGUGAAAAAUGCUUGCAUUCACUGGUAAAGAUUCAUGAAAAGCUACACUACUAUGAGAAGCAAAGCCCUGUGCCCAUUCUCCACGGCGCGGCAGCCUUGGCCAAUGACCUGGCUGAAGAGCUUCAGAACAAGCCAUCAAGCAGCGAGAUCAGAGAGCUGUUGAAACUGCUGUCAAAACCCAAUGUGAAGGCUUUGCUCUCUGUACAUGAUACUGUGGCUCAGAAGAACUACGACCCCGUAUUGCCUCCUAUGCCUGAAGAUAUUGAUGACGAGGAAGACUCAGUAAAAAUAAUUCGUCUGGUAAAAAAUAGAGAACCAUUGGGCGCCACCAUCAAGAAGGACGAGCAGACCGGGGCGAUUGUUGUGGCCAGAAUCAUGAGAGGAGGCGCUGCAGACAGAAGUGGUCUUAUUCAUGUUGGUGAUGAACUUAGGGAAGUGAACGGGAUACCAGUUGAGGAUAAAAGGCCCGAGGAAAUAAUACAGAUUUUGGCUCAAUCUCAGGGAGCAAUUACAUUUAAGAUUAUCCCCAGCAUCAAAGAAGAGACCCCACCCACAGAAGGCAAGAUGUUUAUCAAAGCUCUCUUUGACUAUGAUCCCAAUGAAGAUAAGGCGAUUCCAUGUAAGGAAGCCGGGCUUUCUUUCAGAAAGGGAGAUAUUCUUCAGAUCAUGAGCCAAGAUGAUGCAACGUGGUGGCAGGCGAAGCCCGAAGGGGACGCCAGUCCCAGAGCGGGCUUGAUUCCCUCCAAGCAUUUCCAGGAAAGGAGAUUGGCUCUGAGACGACCAGAGAUACUGGUUCAGCCCCUGAAAGUUUCCAACAGGAAAUCAUCUGGUUUUAGAAGAAGUUUUCGUCUUAGUAGGAAAGAUAAGAAAACAAACAAAUCCAUGUAUGAAUGCAGGAAGAGUGACCAGUACGACACGGCAGACGUGCCCACGUACGAAGAGGUGACCCCGUAUCGGCGACAGAAUCAUGAGAAAUACAGACUUGUUGUCCUGGUUGGUCCUGUAGGAGUGGGGCUGAAUGAGCUGAAACGAAAGCUGCUGAUCAGUGACACUCAGCACUAUGGCGUGACCGUGCCCCACACUACCAGAGCAAGAAGAAGCCAGGAGAGCGAUGGAGUCGAAUAUGUUUUCAUCUCCAAGCAUUUGUUUGAGACAGACGUACAAAAUAACAAGUUCAUUGAAUACGGAGAAUAUAAAAACAACUACUAUGGCACGAGCAUAGAUUCAGUGCGCUCCGUCCUGGCUAAAAACAAAGUUUGUUUGUUGGAUGUCCAGCCUCACACAGUGAAGCAUUUAAGGACACUGGAGUUUAAGCCCUAUGUGAUAUUUAUAAAGCCUCCAUCGAUAGAGCGUUUGCGAGAGACAAGGAAAAACGCAAAGAUUGUAUCAAGCAGAGACGACCAGGCUGCCGCAAAGCCGUUCACGGAAGAAGACUUUCAAGAAAUGAUUAAAUCUGCACAAAUAAUGGAAAGUCAAUACGGUCAUCUUUUUGACAAAAUUAUCAUAAAUGAUGACCUCACCGUGGCGUUCAAUGAACUCAAAACAACUUUUGACAAAUUAGAGACAGAGACCCAUUGGGUGCCAGUGAGCUGGUUGCAUUCAUAACUAAGGGAAAUGUCCACAAUCACCUGUUUUUUUUAUAGAGUACAUGAUUAAAUCAGUCACCAGUUUGGUGGUAGGGUUUUUAAGUCUGUAUCACUGUCAUUGGUGUAUAAUCUUGGUGAAAAUUAAAUGCCGCUUUUGUUUGUAUCUUUUUAUAGCCUUAUUUCAAACACAAUAUGUGAGUGUAAGAUCCAAAAUCAAAAUUUGCACAGUACUGUAUUCUGAGCAAAGCUUUGAACCUUUUGGUUGUCUUUAAUGUAGCUCUGUCUCCAAGAUGAGACUGGAGUUUUUAAAGAGACGAAGGUAAAGGUCAUGCUUCCGCUGGCCUCAGACGUGCACACUGCUGCUGAGUUGCGUGUUAGCAGUUGAUGGUAGUAACUUAGCAACCUGGAGCAGCUCCGGACAGGACAGCUUUGCUGUUUCCGGGUGGAUCAUCGCAGAUUUAACUGGGCUGGCAGUGAGGAGUCCUCAUUCUGUUCAGAACGUGCAAACUUUUUCGUAUGUAUCCACAGUAUGUUCACAGUAGUACGCAUUUUAAAAAUCUUUCUUAAAGGAGUAAUUGAAAAUUUACCUUGAGUUCAUUUUCAUGUUAUGUAAUAGCUUGAGAAUUCCUUAUGAGUACAUGUCAGUGACUCAACAAAUAAUAAGGGAAAACAGACUUUUAAAAAUUAUUAUAUAUAACUCAAAACCUUUCCUUAUGGCAUUAAUCUUAGAAUGGUAGUGUCUUGGGGCUAGAAAUGAUUGCAAGGAACAUUUAUAUUUGUAAAUAUUCAAGACAUUUCUGGAGUUACCAAAAUGGUUUUUUUAAGCCAGCUUUGGAUUUUCCCAAUAAGUUACAGGAAUGUGAUUCCUAUUCUAAAAAAUGUAGACAUAUUUUAUAUUUUACUGAUACUGUUAAAGAAAAUGUGAUCAUUUUUUCAAAUAUGUGCAAUUCAUCACCGUAUCUUUAAAUUGUACUAAGAUGUGUUUAAGAAAACUUUUCAUGUAAUGUUAACUUAUUUUUUGAUCAUCAAAGUGAUUCUUUAACACUAUCCAAAUAUCAUCCAAACCUUGCCAUUGUUAAAGAAAGACUCUCAUAUUAUAAAUAUUUAGAUGGGAUCUCUCACUUUUCUUUGAUACUACUGAUCUCUAGCAAGUGAAUUACAUAGUUUAAAAUACUAGAAAUAUCUGUAAGUUCUGUAAGAGAACAUGCCUGCCAUUCUUGCAUGCAGUGAGACCCUGCCGGUUGAAAAUCAUUGCAUCUGUGACUUUCAAACAGGAAAAAAAAUGUUCUUUUUUGUUGAUUUGUAAAGAGAGUUUAGAUGUCAUGUUUAAAGAAAAAUAGAAUGUAGUGAAAUUUUAUAUAUUUGUGAAAUAUUUGAAAGGCAUAUUUUUUUAAAUAUCAAAUGAGGAUAUUGAUAAAAUAAAUUGUAUGUAAAGAUGUCAUAAUAUAAAAUAGUAGUUUUAUAAUCAGGUAAAACAUUCCAUGUAAAUAUCUGACCUUGACAGAAUAGAUCCACAGACGCGUUAUAUGCGCAUUGCACAUUUGAUAGCAUUAGUCACUGGAUUGCCUCGGGACAUGUCAAGUUACAUAUUAGACACAGAGACAAGAACUACUACAAUGGCCUUGAUACACAUUGACACCAAAGUAGUUAGAUAAUCAGACUAAAUGUUAUGCAGUAACAUAAUCCAAACAGUGAGUUCUAAGUUUAUUGAUUAAAUAGCAAACAAUUUUGUUUAAAAAAAAAGGGAGGAGGGGGAGGAUUACCAGAUUUGACACUAAAGCCAUACUUGGUUGUGUGGCAGGUCUAACAGAAGCAUAAGUCUUAAUAAGUAGAUGGCUUGGGUGGAAUAUUCCCUUGUUUGAACAUUGACUAAAAUUUCCUAUAAAUCAAGACUUCUUGGACAAAGAAUGAUGGGAAAUGUGUAAUUUAGGCAAUCAUCUGAACAAUUUGGAGAGUUCAAAUUCUUUACCCUGAAGCACCCACAUUGAUUUUUUUUUCAUUUGAAGAUCAUUUCUUCACUUCCUUACUUUGGGGACAGAGUGUAGGGUAGGGAAAACAGAGUCCUUUUUGGUGGCAGUAGGAAUAGGGUUGGUAUAAAAAUGUAACUGUCCAGAUCUUCUCCUUUAUUAGACCAGAGCUAGAACAAUUUUUUUUUUAAAGAGACAGGGUUUGGCUCUAUCCCCAGGCUGAGUGCAGCGGUGCGGUCAUAGCUCCUGCAGCCUCCAACUUCCGGGCUCAAGCGACCCUCCUGCCUCAGCCUCCGAGAGGGCAGCUGAGACUGCAGGUGUGAGCCACCAUGCUCAACUCUAGAACAAUAUUUUUAAAAUAACAAAAAGAAAGGGGCACUUUGGCAACUUCAGGAAUCAGGUAGUAUACAUAGUCUUAAAAGUGGUGUUUAUGUGGCCAUCUUGAUGCUUAGAGAUUUGAUGAAGAUUUAACAGAGUAGGGCCAACUGCAAGGGCUCACUGACAACUGUCACAAAAGGCCGGUGACGCUGUACUGUCUUCACCCCCAAGCGAAGGGGGAAUAGCACUGUGUUCACCACCUUCGGCAGCUGCUCCCGGGAUAACGGGGUUCAGCCCUAUUGAGAGAAGAGGGAUGUUUACUUUUUUUAAGUUCGUGUAUUUAAUACCCAAGACGGAGAAGGGAAUUCUGUACUGCCAUAAUUGGCAAAUUAGAGUUGGUUAAAAAUAAAAAGGUGGAAGUGAACUAUAAUUUUUUACCAUAAUUUUAUCAUCCAAUAUAGAAGUUUUUGGUAUCUUUAAGGCUGCCUGCUAUUGUAUAAUGAUCAAAUGUAUCUAAAUUUUUAUAUUUUAACAUUGACAGACAUGUAAACUUCUCAUGGACUUACAAAACUAUAUUGUUAUAAUCUUCCUGAAGAUACAGAUUUUUAUUAUUUAUUUUCUCUUUGACUAGUAAAGAUUUAUAAGUAAAUGUAACGGAAAACCUUUGAUCUCAAUAAAGUUAUCUUCAAAUGA